This is a messenger RNA of Gavia stellata (red-throated loon), 780 nucleotides long. RefSeq names its product zinc finger protein 385A (gene ZNF385A). Gene Ontology annotation, molecular function: zinc ion binding; nucleic acid binding. The record is from RefSeq and is a predicted model, not a curated record. Gene Ontology annotation, cellular component: nucleus. Lineage: Eukaryota; Metazoa; Chordata; Aves; Gaviiformes; Gaviidae.
AUGGAGCCGGUGCCGAAGGCGGUGCUGGGGGCGGCGCUGGCCAAGCCCCGGCGCCCCGUCAUCGCCUGCAGCGUCUGCCAGAUCCGCUUCAACUCCGAGAGCCAGGCAGCAGCGCACUACCAGGGGAACCGGCACGCUCGGCGCCUGAAGGGGCUGGAGGGCGAGGAGGAAGAGGAGGAGAAGGCGAAGGCCAAGCGGCUGUUGUACUGGUUGGCCGUCAACUCCCUCUCCCAGCUGGAGGCGCACAACAAAGGGACAAAGCACAAGACGCUGGUGGAGGCGCGCAGCGGGCUGGGGCCCAUCCGCGCCUUCCCGCGGCUGGGGGGGGCUGCGGGGACCCCCCCGGCCGAGGCCCCCGAGCGCUCCUUCCACUGCCAGAUCUGCAACGUCCGCCUCAACUCCGAGCUCCAGCUCAAGCAGCACAUCUCCAGCCGGCGGCACCGGGAUGGGGUGGCCGGAAAACCCAACCCACUGCUGAGCCGCCACAAGAAACCCCGGACCCCCCCGGAAGCUGGUGAGCGGGGGGGCUGGGGGGGGGGGGCCCAGGGUGCGCCGCUGCCCUUCCCCAAGGAGCUGCCGAAGGCGCUGGCGGGGGGGGGACUGCUGCCGCCCCCCCUGGCCCUGGCAGCCGCCGCCGCCGCCAUGGCCGCCCCCCCGCUGGCCCUGCGCCCCCCCGGGCCCCCCCUCCUGCCCGGGCCCCCCCUGGCGCCCGCCCUGCUGCGCCCCGCCCCCGGGCCCCUGCGCCCCGCCCACGCCCCCCUCCUCUUCUCCCCGUACUGA